UUUUGAGCAGGAGGAGAGAGGAUGGGGGUUGAGCUGCUCCCAGUAGUGGGUUAGUUGUGUGCAGACAACGACAGGGUUCAGUACCAUCUCAUUCUGCCCUAGACGUCUGAGGCUACAUCCGCUUCCAGUAUAGCACAACUGUCGGGGAGAGAUCAGGUGAAGGGGAUGCCUGGCCGAGUGUGGGCACGCAGUGAGGACAAGACGGUGGAGUGGGUCAGCAUGCGGGGAGACCAGCUAGCAGGGGCCAUCGACGUCAUGAGGGAGUCCUUUUUCCCGCACGAGAACAUCUCCAAGGCUCUACGCCUCAACGAGAGAACCCGCGCCUCAGCCCAGACCGAGCGUCUUGCCAAACUCGCUGCCAACGAUGGAGCGUCCAUUGUAGCAGUGGAAGUGGCGUCCGGACGCGUUAUUGGCGUCGCCUUCAAUAAGAUUCAGUUACCUACACCACCAGGAGAAAAAAACCUUCUGGAGCAACUUCGAGAGGAGAAAGACCACGAUCCAUCCUUCAUAGGGGUUCUGGACUAUCUCACGAAGGUGGAAGGCAAGAUUGAUGUUUUCGCUCAUUACGGAGUCAACUGCAUCAUGGAACUCAUGUUCCUGGCCACACUGACAGAAUUCUAUGGCCGGGGCGUAGGUCGGCGUUUGGUACAAAUCACAGAGGAGGUCGCUAACGCCUUAGCAAGAGGAGAAGAUGUAAUCGAGCCACUUCAAGAAGAUGCCAACCCUUGGAAAGGCCGUUCCACACCCAGAACACAAGCACUUAUGGCUAUAUUUACGUCUGCAAUCUCACAGAAGAUUGGCACUUCGCUUGGUUGGGAGGAACUUGCUGCUGUUAAGCAUGACGAUUUAUUCUUCGAAGGGGAACCAUAUAGUCUUCGUAUUGGUCCUGAUCACCCAACUAGCGCUCUCAUGGGUAAAAAAAUUAUUGUCUAGAACAAUGUUCGUCAAAUAUUCUGACUGAGGAAAUAUUUUAAUCUCUAAAAUACUGAAGAAACCCCCUUCCACACCCACACCUAGGCUCCAAACGUGUCCAAAGACGUUCAAAUCAGCACUUUCUCCUACCUCGAGGUCAUAAAAUACAUCCACUUUGUGCGGUAUCAACAGAAUAAAUAACUGGAUAGGAUGUGGUGUGUCGGUAAAAUAUGCUAGUAGUAGAAUAAAAUGUAUCAACGUUACUAAUACUGAAAUCCGCCACUGGACAAAGUCUUGAGUCAGUUCCAUCCACCUCCCAUUCUAAUACGCAUCUCCGUUAAGAUCCAUCUUAGAUUACCCUCCCAUCUCUUUCUAGACCUUCCAAAUGUAUGUUUUCAAAAGAUCUACACACCAACAUUACGCUUGCAUUCAAUGUCUCACUGUGUCGCUUGAACAGAUCAUCGCAACCUCCUAGAAUUCGCUUCAUCAUAACAGGUGGCCUGUACGAAUCUUCUUCUCCAUCUUUACUGGCGCUAGAGCCCUGUGUGGGUCUCGGUCUUCUCCAUCUUUACUGGCGCUAGAGCCCUGGGUGGGUCUCGGUCUCCUCCAUCUUUACUGGCGCUAGAGCCCUGUGUGGGUCUCGGUCUUCUCCAUCUUUACUGGCGCUAGAGCCCUGGGUGGGUCUCGGUCUCCUCCAUCUUUACUGGCGCUAGAGCUCUGUGUGUGUCUCGGUCUCCUCCAUCUUUACUGCCGCUAGAGCUCUGUGUGGGUCUCGGUCUCCUCCAUCUUUACUGCCGCUAGAGCUCUGUGUGGGUCUCGGUCUCCUCCAUCUUUACUGGCGCUCUUCCUAGGAUUUCGCAACAAUCUUUUCCUUUUACGGAGCAACGUUGUCAGCUUUGAGGCCAACCUCCAACCCGGAGGACCUAGUCUCUGUAUUUAUGUCCCCCAGGGACAGGGUGGCCCAGUUAUGACCCCAGGCACCGGGUUCCCUUUACAUCGCCUUCUACGUCCCGCAAGGCUACGGUGGAGAUAUUGUAUCCUGUCUCCACACAUCAUAUUUUAUCAGCUCACUUCAUCUUUAAUCCUCUGAUUAUCUGAAUAAUCAUUGACGUAUGUUGUUUCCUGAGAAUGGUCAUCUGUCGAAAUAUAACCCAAGGUCAAUACAGAACCACAGUGCCAAGGAGGACGGCCACCUUAUCUGGACUUCGUUGUGUGAACCGUGGCAUAAACACUCUAUUUCGUAACGAUUAGAGUAAACGACCCCACAGAGAACCACGCACGGUAGGAGAAUACAACACAGUAGCUGUAAUCAUUGUACUAUCGCUGUACUUUUGGUGUAUCAGUCGAUGUAUCCUGACAGUUAUACUAAGGAAACCAACCUCAGUUCAUUGUAAAAUAAAAUUGUAAAUUAGAUUAAUAUGAUGGAAUAAAGUUAUG
This is a messenger RNA of Cryptotermes secundus, 2349 nucleotides long. RefSeq lists its product as uncharacterized. The record is from RefSeq and is a predicted model, not a curated record. Gene Ontology annotation, molecular function: N-acetyltransferase activity. Lineage: Eukaryota; Metazoa; Arthropoda; Insecta; Blattodea; Kalotermitidae. Bases 166 to 933 code for a protein of 255 amino acids. The transcript has 4 exons.